CUAUAUAAAUCAACAAUACAGCAUCUCGGUUUGUUAUCCUUUCAACAUGGCUUCUUCAACUUCUUCUUCUCCCAACAAAGUGACCCUCAAACUUCUCAUUGACACUAAAAAUGACAAAGUUCUGUUCGCUGAAGCUUCCAAAGCUGUGAUAGAUUUUCUCUUUAACUUGCUUCGCUUGCCUGUCGGUACAGUAGUUAAACUACUGACCAAAAAUGGCAUGGUUGGUAGCAUAGGUAACCUCUAUCAUAGUGUUGAAACUCUGUCUGAUAAUUAUAUGGAACAAAACCAAACUAAGGAGGAACUCUUGAACCCAAUAGCUCCUGUCUCUUCUGCUGGAAUUGCUGGCUUUCUUCCCGCAAAUGAUGCAGAUGCCAAUAACAUCGUAGGAGAUGAAGUAACUUUGUACUAUAGAUGCUUAAACAGGUGUGCUUAUGUCACAUGUGAUAGCUCAACUCGUUGUAUUAAUUGCAGUCAAGUUAUGGCCUAUCAAAUGGAUUAUAUUGGAAAGAAGGCUGUCCGAAAGAACAUUUCGACUGCGAAUGGUUUUGUGAAAGAUGUUGUGACAUUUAUGGUGAUGGAUGAUUUAGUCGUUCAGCCAAUGUCAACAAUAUCAAGCAUUACUUUGCUGAACAAAUUCAAUAUCAAGGAGGUUGGUGCGUUGCAGGAAAAGGUUGUUGAGAUGGGAAUGGAUGAGGGCAUCAAGUUACUUAAAGCUUCUUUGCAAUCCAAGACUGUCCUGACCAGUGUUUUCAUCAAGAAAGAUGUUUGAAGAAGUAUUUUAUGUUUUGUUUUAAGUCUUUAAACUCUUAAGAGGUCAAUGUAUUUUGGUUUUUAUAA
Messenger RNA from Medicago truncatula (barrel medic), 837 nucleotides. RefSeq lists its product as uncharacterized. The transcript is spliced from 2 exons. NCBI's taxonomy places the organism in Eukaryota, Viridiplantae, Streptophyta, Magnoliopsida, Fabales, Fabaceae. Bases 47 to 769 code for a protein of 240 amino acids. The record is from RefSeq and is a predicted model, not a curated record.